Poecilia reticulata (guppy) is the source of this 2848-nucleotide messenger RNA. NCBI's taxonomy places the organism in Eukaryota, Metazoa, Chordata, Actinopteri, Cyprinodontiformes, Poeciliidae. The record is from RefSeq and is a predicted model, not a curated record.
UGGUGAGGGGUGGGGAGGAAGAAGAAGAAGAGAAGAAGUGACUUAUGGGAUGCGAAGUAGCCGGGCGGCUGACAGACGCACCGAGGGGGGAAGAGUGGGUGACAUCUACAGGAACCAGCCGAAGGAAGAGCGGGAAAUAAAGAGGGGGUGUAAUAAAUUAACUGGAUUUAUACGGUUCAUUUGGGGCGCAGCGUGCAGGUCUGUGCACACCGCCAUCGGAUCCUGAGCGGAAGAAAAAGUUCAGAUCCCACGGAUCAGCGCGUGGGAGUGGGGAGCAGGAUCGAGCUCCGCUGCGUGUCUCGUCAUGGCAGGACCCGGAGGCGACAUGCAGUGGUGCUUCUCCCAGGUGAAGGGAGCCAUUGACGACGACGUAGCUGAAGCCGACAUCAUAUCGACGGUUGAGUUCAACCACACGGGGGAGCUGCUCGCCACCGGGGACAAGGGCGGCCGCGUCGUCAUCUUCCAGCAGGAAGUAGAAAACAAGAACCUGCCCCAGUUCAGGAGCGAGUACAACGUCUACAGCACCUUCCAGAGCCACGAGCCCGAGUUCGACUACUUGAAGAGUUUAGAAAUUGAGGAGAAAAUCAACAAGAUCCGCUGGCUUCCCCAGAAGAACGCCGCUCAGUUCCUGCUGUCCACCAACGAUAAAACUAUAAAAUUGUGGAAAAUAAGUGAAAGAGACAAGCGACCAGAAGGCUACAACCUGAAAGAGGAAGAUGGCCGAUACAGAGAUCCCAACACGAUCACGGCACUGCGGGUCCCGGUUUUAAUCCCCAUGGACCUGAUGGUGGAGGCCAGCCCUCGCCGGGUGUUCUCCAACGCUCACACCUACCACAUCAACUCCAUCUCCGUCAACAGCGACUACGAGACCUACUUGUCUGCGGACGACCUGCGCAUCAACCUGUGGAACCUGGAGAUCACCGACCGCAGCUUCAGUAUCCUCAAACACAACCUGAGAAACUUUAUUUAUGAGGAUCCCUCUGGUCACAGCUGGUCUCCGUCUUCUUCUCUUCCAGUGUUUGAGGAGCCAGAAAACCCCAGCAACCGCUCCUUCUUCUCAGAGAUCAUAUCGUCCAUCUCAGACGUCAAGUUCAGUCACAACGGACGCUACAUGAUGACCAGAGACUAUUUGUCUGUGAAGAUCUGGGACCUGAGCAUGGAGAACCGGCCGGUGGAGACGUACCAGGUUCAUGAAUACCUGAGGAGCAAGCUGUGCUCGCUCUACGAGAACGACUGCAUCUUCGACAAGUUCGAGUGCUGCUGGAACGGAAACGACAGCGUGGUGAUGACCGGCUCCUACAACAACUUCUUCCGGAUGUUUGAGCGCGGCCAGCGGCGGGACGCCACGCUGGAGGCGUCGCGGGAGAACAGCAAGCCGCUGCAGGUCCUCAAGCCGCGGAAGGUCUGCACCGGCGGCAAGCGCAAGAAGGACGAGAUCAGCGUGGACAGUUUGGACUUCAACAAGAAAAUCCUCCACACCGCCUGGCAUCCGCAGGACAACAUCAUCGCCGUGGCAACCACGAACAACCUCUACAUAUUCCAGGAUAAAGUGAACUAAUGGAGACGAAUGGUGGGGUUUGGGGGGAGGGGGGUUAACCUGCAGGAUCAUCUGGAGGAGCUCCGUGACCCCUGUGUGACCUUUGUGUGGACGGGUUUCUCCAGUCGUCCGCUGCCUUGUUGUUAAAGUCGUGCCAAUGUUUUUCCUUUCGCCUGCCGACCCGACCUUUACCUCUCAUCCCAUCGUUUCUUCAAACUUUGGCUAGACUUUUUUUUUAUAAACGGUCCCUCUGAUUUGUUCUCUGGUAGAAUUCAAACUUUUUUUAUUCUUUUGUCUCCCAUGAAAUUAUGGUGUUUACAUUUAUCAAAGAAAUCACAUUUUUACUCAUUUCUUUCAUGAUUUUAAAAUCACAGUUUGACCAUGUCUGAGCUACGACGGAGAAUUGGGAUCAUAAUAAGAAAAAAAAGGAAAAUAAAGAAUUAAAUUACAAAAAUAAAGAACAAAGCUGCAGUAGAAUAAGAAUAUAGUCAUAAUAAUACGAGAAUUGUCGUAAUGUUACGACUUUAUUCUUGUGUUAUUACAACUUGUAUUAUUUUGACUUUAUUUCUAUAUUUCARCUUUAUUUUAAUAAUAUGAAUUUAUUCUCUUAUUACAACUUUGUUCUCACAAAAUUAUGACUUCAUUCUUGUAAUAUUGCGAGUUUAUUCUAGUCUUACUUCAACUUUAUUCUUCAURUAUUAUGACUUUCUUGUAAAAUGUCUAUACUCUUGAUACUGUACUUUAUUSUGUUAUUUUUAUUUGUUUUUACAUCUUCUUAGCGUGUCCCUAAUUCUCCGUCUUACUCUCCAAACCCCAGAAGUUAUUCUUUUAUCUCCCUUCAAGAUGGCCGUCUUUCUGCAUCGGAUCCUCUUCCUCUUUUUUUAUUUUUAUUUCUCUGUGUGCAACAGCCGUCGGGUAAUAAAGAAAGGCUUUACAAAGAUAAUAUCGUUAAAAUUAUGAUUGUCAUAUUUAUAUGAAAUACUGUUGAAAACGUCGCGGGUUGUUUUCCGUUCCACUUUGUGAAACAAAGCCGGACUUUUAGCUCCUUUUUCAGAGAUCUUAAGUUUCACACUGGACUCUUUGUGCACCAAACUCAGUCCUCUGGAUGUCUGCAUUGUGUGACUGCGAUUUAAAAACCGUAAAAUUAUUUGUGGCACUGAAUAACUUAUUUUAACCACUGGAAACAUUACUGUCAUAAGGAUUUUAUUUUUUAUUUUGUUCAGGACGGGGAUUCCUCCAGUAAGGUGGAAUUAUAAUUUUACUCUGAUGGUGGAAGGAAAGGGAAAAAUAAAGGAAUUAUUUUGCAUCGUU